AUGGAAAUGGUUCGUGUUUGUGGCCACAAACCACUGCGUUUCGACGCUCUCUCGCGAAGCCACGGCCACAAUUCCCGAGGAGUAGUAGUAUCCAUGGCUAUUAAACGAAGCCCCAAACGUCUCAAAUACACAGAUACAACUCGUUUCAACAAGGAAGGAGGUUUGGUUUACAUUGAAGCUGAUACAUCUGGCUCUGAUACAUGGAAAUUGGAACCAGUUGUUAAUCUCUUGAGACAAGGUGCUGUUGGUGUCAUCCCUACUGAUACACUAUAUGCAAUAGCAUGUGACCUAACAAACCACUCAGCCAUUGAACGACUCCGAAGAAUCAAGAAUAUAGACGUUUCAAAGCCGCUUAGCAUCUUAUGCCACUCAUUUCGCGACAUAGAUAAGUACACAGCUGGGUUUCCACGCGGUGAUGGUCAAGGCCAUGCAAAUUUAUUCAAAGCUGUUAAGCUUUGCUUACCUGGUCCGUACACUUUCAUCUUAAUGGCUAGCAAAGCGUUACCAAAGCAGUGCAUAAGAUUUGGGACUACUUCUGCCAAAUAUGCGUCAAGAAAAAAUGUGGGUGUCCGUAUGCCUGAUGAUGCCAUUUGCCAAGCAAUACUAAAGAAGAUGACUGCACCAUUAAUAUGCACAAGCAUCAAGUUCCUCAACGAAGAUGAAUGGAUGAUUGAUCCAGUUAUGAUAGCUGAUACAUAUGGACCAGAGGGCCUUGAUUUUGUUGUUGAUGGUGGUGUAAGAUUGGCUCAGUCGUCCACUGUGGUCGACAUGACCAAAUUGCCUCCUAGAGUUCUACGGGAAGGAAAGGGUACAAUUUCAGACUGGAUGGUAUUGGAAGAAGAUCAGGAAACUGAUGUUGAAGAGGAUCUCAUCCCUGCUGCCAUUUGA
Messenger RNA from Lathyrus sativus (Indian pea), 888 nucleotides. The record is from the annotation of a GenBank genome assembly. NCBI's taxonomy places the organism in Eukaryota, Viridiplantae, Streptophyta, Magnoliopsida, Fabales, Fabaceae.